Molecule: messenger RNA, 501 nt
Organism: Cicer arietinum (chickpea)
Lineage: Eukaryota; Viridiplantae; Streptophyta; Magnoliopsida; Fabales; Fabaceae
Molecular function (GO): zinc ion binding; nucleic acid binding
Source: RefSeq, a predicted model, not a curated record
AUGAAGCAGAAGUAUCAAGGAUCCACUAAGGUGAAAAGAGCUCAACUUCAAGUACUAAGAAGAGAGUUCGAGAUUCUCACCGUGAAAGAAGGAGAAAAGGUAGACAGUUACUUGGGUCGAACCUUGUCUACACUAAACAAAAUGAAGUUAAAUGGCGAGACAAUAGAGCCGAAUACAGUGGUCAUUAAGGUACUUAGAUCUUUGACUCCCAAAUUCAAUUAUGUUGUAUGCUCAAUAGAGGAUUCAAAUGAUUUAAGUACGUUAAGCAUCGAUGAAUUGCACGGAAGUUUGUUAGUUCAAGAACAAAGGAUGCAAGGCUAUCAUGAAGAUGAUCAUAUGUUGAAAGUGGCAUAUGAAGACAGAGCAGACAAAAGUAAAGGUCAAAGCGCGUUCAGAGGAGGAAAUGGUCGAGGAAGAGGAAGACAACCUCUAGGAAAAGAAAUUAUUGAGUGUUUCAAAUAUCAUAGGUUGGGACACUUUCGAUAUGAAUGCCCUGACUGA